Molecule: messenger RNA, 1197 nt
Organism: Cladocopium goreaui
Lineage: Eukaryota; Dinophyceae; Suessiales; Symbiodiniaceae
Source: the annotation of a GenBank genome assembly
AUGGCGGAAGAGGCCGCGUUGCCGUGGCAGUGCACUCGAUGCUCGCUCUUGAAUACCCCAUCCUCGACCAGGUGCAACGCCUGCGAUUUUCCUCGCGAGAUGAGUGCUGCGCCAGCGAUGCCGCCUGCGUUGCGGCUGGAACCGAAGCCUGAGGCAUCGGCUCCCAUCAUGAAGCCAUCAGCCGCCGCAGGCCUCAGUGCUUCCGAGCGAAAGGCCCGGGAGGAAGAGAUGGCCGCCAAACGUCAAAAGAAGGAAGCAGAGAGACAACGGAUCCUGGCUCAGGCUGAAGCCGAUCGCCGUGCCCGAAUGGAACCUGCGGUGCCCGUGCUCGCCGUGCCGCCCGCGCCGUCCGCUUCAUCAGUGGUUGCGGCCAACAGCAGCGUAAGGUUGCAACUCCGCUGUCCCCAGUGGAGCCGCAACGUGAUCUUCACCGCUUUCCAGUCCAACAACACCUUGGGUGAUGUCCGCAGGGCUCUCCGGGAGGAUUUGGUUCGUGGCGUCGCUGGUACCGGUGAUGGUCGAAUGCAGGACACUGCACUAGCGGAAGCUCAAGUACCACAGGAAGAGGCCAUCGUGCUGGCUGAACAGGUGCCGCCGCGCAGGAAGUUCCUCACAGCCGAGGACAUGCAGAUGACCUUGCAGGCAGCCGGACUGUGUCCUUCAGGCACGCUGCUGGUGGAUGCUGCACCCAUCAAGGCGUCUGUCGACGCCUGUGACAAUCGUCUGACAAUGCUGCCUACGCUUCAGAUCGACCAUCAGCCCAUCAGCCAUGGUGCUUGCAUUGGUGGCAUCGCUCUGCAUCCAGAGCAGCAUUGCAGCGAUGAGAGUGACAGCAAUGAGGUCCUCCGGAACAUGGAGCGCAGACUGGAUGAGGCAUACAGCAGGCGCAACGACCAUGAGAAGCCACCUGCCAUCGCCAUGAAGGAGGUCCACCCCAACAUCGAGGCAGCCAUUCAGGCUGGGGUCUUCAUGCCGGUGCAGCCCAGUCAGAAUGAGUGGAAUGAGCUCUACAGCUGUCAGCAUGGCCUGGGCAUGAGGGCAUGGCUCGAGGGCAUCAUCAACGAGAUCAAUGAGAUGGAGGCGCAUGAGGACUAUAGCGCUGCCUUCAAUGAGGGGAAGGGCAUCAUGAGUAGCCGUCAUGACAUGAUUAUGGCCAUCAGUACCGCCAUUAAGGAUGGCAUGCAGGAGGCAGAUUAA